CCGCUGAACGGUAUGGUGUACAACACCACCUACUUUGGUGUUUUGGCCACUGUCUGGGAGUGUCCUCCAAUCAGCUGAAAACAGCCCAUCACCACCCCUCCAUCCUCUGGGACUGUCUGUCUGCCAUCAAUCUCAUUUAAGCCAAUCGGUGUGAACUGGGCGACCUCCCCAACCUUGGCACUUGGCAGUCCUCCUUGACCCAAUCAGCGUGAGGCACUAGCGCCGCCCUACACCUCUAUAGAUUCAGUUGGCCACCCGCAGUCCAUCAAUCCCCUUUAAGCCAAUUGUGUUACAGCUCUGUUAGUGUUCCACCAUCACCCAGGCCCCUGUGCUUAGGAUCCUUGGCAUUUUGUCCAAUCAGCAAGCAGCAGGACGCUUGGCUCCUCCCAUGAGAGCCCACGUGAGCUGUGGGGAAACGCAGGGGCGGCUUCUGGUUGCUGCUUCUGUCGCCGCCACCACCGCCGCCGCCUUGGAACCGGGGCCUGGGGGGCGGUGGGGCCUCGUAUGGAGCCCCCGCCCCCCGGAGCUGCCACUGCCACCGCCGCGCCACUCGCAGGUACCCCUGGAAUGGCGUGAGUGCUUCCCUAGUGAUGGACCCAUCUGUGACGCUGUGGCAGUUUCUGCUGCAGCUUCUGAGAGAACAAGGUAAUGGCCACAUCAUCUCCUGGACCUCACGGGAUGGUGGUGAGUUCAAGUUGGUGGAUGCAGAGGAGGUGGCCCGGCUAUGGGGACUGCGCAAGAACAAGACCAACAUGAAUUAUGACAAGCUUAGCCGGGCCUUGCGGUACUACUAUGAUAAGAAUAUCAUCCGCAAGGUGAGCGGCCAGAAGUUUGUCUACAAGUUUGUGUCCUACCCAGAGGUUGCAGGGUGCUCCACUGAAGACUGCCCACCCCAGCCUGAGGUGUCUGUAACCUCGGCCAUAGCCAUGGCCCCUGCUACUGUCCAUGCAGGCCCAGGGGACACUGCCACUGGAAAGCCAGGAACACCAAAGGGUGCAGGAAUGACAGGCCAAGGUGGCUUAGCACGAAGCAGCCGGAAUGAAUACAUGCGCUCGGGCCUCUAUUCUACCUUCACAAUACAGUCCCUGCAGCCACAGCCACAGCUACAGCCACCCAUUCAUCCUCGGCCUGCCUCAGUGCUUCCCAACACUACCCCUGCAGGAGUACCAGCACCCGCCUCAGGGAGCAGGAGCACCAGUCCAAACCCCUUAGAAGCCUGUUUGGAGGCAGAAGAGGCUGGUCUGCCCCUGCAGGUUAUCCUGACCCCCCCAGAGGCCCCAAACCAGAAAUCCGAAGAGUUGAGUCUGGACCCAAGUUUUGGCCAUCCACAGCCCCCAGAAGUCAAGGUGGAGGGGCCUAAGGAAGAAUUGGAAGCUGCAAGGGUUGGAGGCUUCAGUUCAGAAGCUGUCAAAGCUGAACCAGAAGUCUCACCCUCAGAAGGCCUGCUGGCUCGGCUCCCAGCCAUCCUAACAGAGAAUACAGCACAGGUGUGUGGCCUUUCCACUUCCACCACUGAGAUCACCCAACCCCAGAAGGGCCGGAAGCCUCGGGACCUGGAACUUCCACUUAGCCCAAGCCUGCUGAGUGGCCAGGGACCUGAACGGACUCCAGGAUCAGGAACAAGCUCUGGUCUUCAGGCACCGGGGCCAGCACUAACGCCAUCCCUGCUCCCCACACAUACCUUGACCCCGGUGCUGCUGACACCCAGCUCGCUGCCCCCCAGCAUCCAUUUCUGGAGCACUCUGAGUCCAAUUGCACCCCGUAGUCCAGCCAAGCUCUCCUUCCAGUUUCCGUCCAGUGGCAGCGCACAGGUGCACAUCCCUUCCAUCAGCGUGGAUGGCCUCUCGACCCCCGUGGUGCUCUCCCCAGGGCCCCAGAAGCCAUGACUACCACCACCACCCCUUUUUUGGAGUCCAUCCAUCUAUGCUCCUGAACUCUCCAGUUAGCCAUCUCAAGGAGAAACAUAGUUAAACUGACAGACUUAAGCUCUGGUUGUGGUGGGGUGGAUAUUCCUGGAAAAGCGAAUAUUUCACUAACUCCUCCACCCGAAACAGACAACUUCUUUCUUCUUUGCCAGCCUCCCAGUGGCUGCCCUUACACGUCUCCUACUUCAAUGGUGGAGCGGUUUAUUUAUUUAUUUUUUGAAGGCCACUGGGAAGAAUCUGGCCCAACCUUUUUAGGGGAGUAGGUAAGACAUCUCCCCCAUUUCCUCCCCAUUUUUUCCUAAAACAAGACAAUCAGGGUAUGGCUUGAGAAGAACCUUUAUUUAUUUAUUUCUCAGCCUGCCCUUGGGGAGUCGAGGGUGCCCUGUCUUCAUUUUGCGACAUGGGUUGAAGAGCUAGUUUGUUUUGUUUUAUUAUUACUGGCUCUAUCUGAGUCUAGGGAGCACUUGUACGAUUUAAUGGUUUGGGAGUGGUAGCCAGGGAAUCAACACUGUUAAAAUAGGAACUGCUACCUCCCCAACCUUCUCAGUCAGCUUGUUCUUUUCUCAAGUAACCUUUUGGCCAGGGAGGACUAUUCCUUUUGUUGUUCUUCCCCCCUGAGAAGCCAUUCCUGUGUCUGCCAAAUUUCCUGGGGCCCUGCCUAUUACCUCCCAAUGGAGGGUUUUUUGGGGUGGUGGUCCCCGUCUGGGGGGCCCCUCCAGCUAGUACUCCAGGUCUCUGUCUCCCACCCCCUUCCAUUUUGAUAGUAUAAUCUAUUUUUAAAUGGGGCUUUUCAAUAGGGGAGAGGGAAACAUCUCUUCCUAUAUUGGAUGGGUGGGUAGGCGGGUGGGUGGGAAGUAAGGGAUUUGGAGGCGGUCUUCCUGCCACCCCCAAGUGUUUAUUUUUGAUACCAAACGUGUAUUUUUGGCUCCCUCCCAGCCCCCCAAUUUCCUGCAGGCGGGUACAAAGGACCCUUUUAAGUGUCCCUGGAGUUGGGAGGGAGGAAUGGGGGACAUGGAGCCUGUCUUAUAUCAAUCUAGGCUGGAGGGGGUGGAUCAAAAGACUCCCAGGCUCACCUCCUGUCAGCACUGGCCCAGACCAGGCCUGAAGACCUGGGGGUUGGUGAUUUGGGGGACGGUGCUAUACUCGUCUCCACUAUUUGUUUUGCUUCCCCAAAAUGGACCUUUUUUUUUCUAAGAGUCCCAGAGAAUGGGGAAUUGUUCCUGUAAAUAUAUAUUUUUAAAGGUGUUGCUGAAA
Mus pahari (shrew mouse) is the source of this 3179-nucleotide messenger RNA. RefSeq names its product ETS transcription factor ELK1 (gene Elk1). The coding region runs from base 591 to 1886 and encodes 431 amino acids. The transcript has 6 exons. Gene Ontology annotation, molecular function: DNA-binding transcription factor activity, RNA polymerase II-specific; sequence-specific DNA binding. Gene Ontology annotation, cellular component: nucleus. Gene Ontology annotation, biological process: cell differentiation; regulation of transcription by RNA polymerase II. NCBI's taxonomy places the organism in Eukaryota, Metazoa, Chordata, Mammalia, Rodentia, Muridae. The record is from RefSeq and is a predicted model, not a curated record.